AUGCCAAACGAGUUCGUGAAGCUGCUGGUUGUGACACAGGCGCAUCUCGGCGGUGUCAAAGUCACCAAACCAAUGAAAAAAUACAUUUACGGCCUGAGAAAGGACAAGAUUCCAGUAUUUGAUCUGAAGAAGACCUGGGAGAAGUUUGUGCUUGCUGCUCGAGCCAUUUGUGGUCUCACACACGCAGAUGACAUCACUGUGAUCUCGUGUAAGACAUUUGGCAAGAAGCCAGUAAUGAAGUUUACGGAAGCAGUUGGAUGCAAAGCGUAUACAGGCAGAUUCAUGCCUGGUUCAUUUACGAAUACGACAAUCAAGAACAGCUGUGAGCCACGACUUAUUGUGGUUUCAGAUCCAAUAGUCGACAAACAGGCUGUAGGAGAGGCAGCACGAGUCAACUGCCCUACAAUUGCAUUCUGCAACACGGAUUGUGAUUUGAAGAACGUAGACAUCGCCAUUCCACUCAACAACCGAUCUCCACGUGCCAUUGGCGCCUGCUUCUUCAUUUUGUCGCGACUCGUGAAAUACAUAAAAUACGGUGCAAAAAUGGAAGAGGACUUGAAGGAAGUGGAGCUGUUCUUCUACAGGGAUGCGGCAGAAUUGGAGAGACUGCAAGAGGAGCAGAAUGAGGGAACUGAGAAUGAUCUGAUCAAGAACAUUAAGACCAAUAUUGUGGAUCAGGAGGAUUUCGGCAAAAAGAAGGCAGAAGUGGGUAAUUGGUAG
Molecule: messenger RNA, 720 nt
Organism: Enterospora canceri
Lineage: Eukaryota; Fungi; Microsporidia; Enterocytozoonidae
Source: the annotation of a GenBank genome assembly